This is a messenger RNA of Phyllopteryx taeniolatus (common seadragon), 7906 nucleotides long. It is a transcript of the gene cenpe, whose product is annotated as centromere protein E. Gene Ontology annotation, molecular function: ATP binding; microtubule binding; plus-end-directed microtubule motor activity. Gene Ontology annotation, cellular component: microtubule. Lineage: Eukaryota; Metazoa; Chordata; Actinopteri; Syngnathiformes; Syngnathidae. Gene Ontology annotation, biological process: mitotic cell cycle; microtubule-based movement. The transcript has 53 exons. The record is from RefSeq and is a predicted model, not a curated record. Bases 81 to 7820 code for a protein of 2579 amino acids.
AUCAAGAGAAUAAGAAGUUUGAAUUUCAAAUGCAGCUCAGUUGAGUUAGGGAAGCGAAACGCUAGUGAACAAGUGACAACAUGGCUGAGGAGUCGGCUGUGAAAGUUUGCAUUCGAGUCCGCCCUAUUAACAGAGAAGAAAGUGAUCCAUCACAACGGACAGAGCCUGAUCAGGUCUUUUGGAAAGCAAAUAAGAAAUUAAUUCAGCAGAUUGAUGAUGGAAACUCGACAAAGAGUUUCAGUUUUGACCGAGUGUUCACUGCCGAAGAGACAACCAAUCAAUUAUACCAGGAUAUUGCAAAGCCGUUGGUUGUUUCAACUGUUGAAGGAUACAAUGGUACCAUAUUUGCUUACGGUCAGACAGCCUCUGGAAAGACAUUCACAAUGAUGGGAAGUAACCAUAUUCCUGGUGUCAUACCACUGGCUAUUGAUGAUGUUUUCCAAACCAUUAAAAAGUGUCCAAAGAAGGAGUUUCUUCUCAGGGUGUCUUACAUGGAAAUAUACAAUGAAACCGUGACUGAUCUACUUGUUGACAGCUGGAAAAGAAAACCGUUGGAAGUCAGAGAGACUACCAAUAAAAAUAUCUAUGUUGCUGACCUGACUGAGGAACUGGUGACUUCUCCUGCACAAGCACUGGGCUGGAUUCGUAAAGGAGAGAAAAACCGUCACUAUGGAAUGACAAAAAUGAACCAGCGCAGCAGCCGUUCACACACCAUUUUUCGAAUGAUCCUAGAGAGUCGUGAAAGAAGUGACCUUGCAUCAGGUGAAAAUGCAGAUGGUGCCAUCAUUGUUUCCCAUUUGAAUUUGGUUGACUUGGCUGGAUCAGAGAGAGCAAGCCAAACAGGGGCUGAAGGUACACGCUUGAAAGAAGGCUGCAAUAUCAAUCGCAGCCUGUUCACACUUGGCCAAGUGAUAAAGAAGCUUAGUGAAGAAAGCCCAAGUGGUUUCAUAAACUACAGAGACAGUAAGUUAACACGCAUUCUUCAGAACUCCCUCGGUGGAAACGCCAAAACAGUCAUCCUCUGCACAAUCACAACUACAUUCCUCGAUGAGACGCUUCGCACUCUGCAGUUUGCAUGCACUGCAAAAAAAAUGAAGAAUGAUCCCCAUGUCACAGAAGUAUCUGAUGACGGUGCGCUGCUCAAAAGAUAUCGCAAUGAAAUUGUAGACCUCAAGAGGCGACUUCAAGAGGUUUCCUUGGUAACGCAAACCACAGCAACAGAGAGAGAGGUGCUCUCUCAGCUUCUCCAAGAAAAAGAACAACUUCAAGGAGAGCAAGCGGACAGAAUAAGAAACCUCACCAAACUGCUGGUCACAAGCACCAACCUGAAUCGUGUACAAAAGGUGCCCAAACGCAGGGUUACAUGGGGAGGAAAAAUGGCUCCCGCAUCUACCAGUGAAGGUGGUCUGUCAGACCUUAGCUUUGCUUGCUCUGUCAGUCAGAAGAGAAAAGCCUCCUGUGUGAUUGAGGCGAUUGAAGAAGAUGAAGAAUUUGACACUCACUGGGAGAUUCCUGAGGAGCCAUUUGAUGACACAAACUCAAGUGAUGACUUUGUUACACUCCGUAGCUUUGGAAACCGGUCAGUCGACAGAGUGGCAGAACUGGAGCUACAACUUCAAACAUUAGACCAGCAAAACCAGCAAGCCUUGGAUCAAAUUCAGACAAUGGAUGAGAAGGCAGCAGAUUUUGACCUCAAGCUCAAAAGUGAAGCUCAACAGAAAGCUGAGGCCAUUGACAAAAUAGAGUUGCUGGAGCUGUCUGUGGCAGAGCUAAAAAAACAACUUGAAGAACAGAGCCAAAAGCAGUGUGAAUUUGAUAAACAGAUGGGAAGAGAUUUUGCAGAGACUGUCCAGCUUUGUGAGAUUCUAGCCACAGAGAAGGAUAUGCUGGCUUCUGAACGAGAUUACCUAAAACAGGAGAUGGGCAUUUUCAUGGAGCAGACCCAAAUAUUGGAGAAAGAGAGAGCUGCUAUUUCACAAGAGCUGGAAGAAAACCGGGAACUGGAGGAAUUCAAAUCUCUUGAGAAAAAGUUUGGAAAAGAGCUUGAGCGUGAGCUGCAAGACGAAAUAUGCUCGUUGAAGAAGGCUCUAGAAUCCCAUGACCUCCAGUGCUCUGAACUUAAGAAAAAUUUAGAGACCGUCUCCGAAGAGCUGAUGAGGAAGACCAAAAUUGCUGAUGAUCUUCAGGAUAUGUUUGGCAAGGACUUGGCUCAAGAAGUGGCAAAGCUUCAUCGCUCUCUCGACGAUGCGGAGGGCCUAGGCAGAGAGACAAAGAAAGAAUGGGCAUUCCUACGAAGUGAAAACAUUGGCCUGAAAGAGUUGAAGAAUACCCUGACUGUCAGCCAUGAGAAGAUGGAAGCUGAGGUCAACAGCCUGCGUUUUCAACUUGAGUCUGAGAAAUCAAAAUUCAGGAAGAUGCAGAUCGACCUCCAGAAAGAGCUCAAUGUUGUGUUUAACGAGAACACCAAGCUAACCACUCUACUCGAUGGCAAAGUCCCCAGAAAUAUGAUGGAUAAUGUGGAACUUGAGAGAACAGUGAUCAACCUGAAAAAAGAGCUAACGGCAUCUCAGGAAGCAGAGGGAGUCCUGAGAUCUCAGCUGGACGAACUGCGGUCAAUUCAGGCUCACCCAAAUGAAGUGAACAACCUGGAGAAGAUUGCUGCUGAAGAGAUGGAGAAACGAGAGUCGGAGGUCACAGCUCUUACAGCAGAGAGAGACCAGAUCCGGAUGGAUCUGCAAGAAAAUAUAGAUAUGAUGAUUGAGAAUCAGGAGGACCUUAGGACUGCUCAUGGGAAAAUAGUUGCUCUGAAACAACGGAUCAAGCAGCUGGAGAGUUCCCAAACAGCUCAUUUAGGAAAGCCUAUUGAUGACAUGACUGCAGAGAUUGAGACACUUCAAACACAAAGAGAGCAACUUCAGGCUACUCUACAAGUGGUCAGUGAGCAGAAAACACAACUCGAAGCAGAGCUGCAGCGGUUCAUUGAUGAGGCUGCAGUGAAUCAAAGCCUUCUCUAUUCCCUCCAAUCUCAGCUUGAAGAUCAAAUUCAGAAAAAUAAUGAUGUUGAAAGAAUGGGUCUAGAGAAGCAAGCUCAGCUGGAACAUCAAGUUGAAGAGUCUCAACUUCUUCUACAUUCCCUUCAAGAUGAUUUAGAAGAUAUGAAGCAGAAGAACUGUAAUCUUGUCCAACUCAAUGAGGAGGAGUUUAAUUUAAAGCAAAGUAUAAAGAUUUUGAGUGUAGAGCUUGAAACUGUGAAAGCAGAGAGGGAUGGCUUAUGUGUCAACAAAGAAGGUGGUCAUCAGACUUCCAUGGAAGAGACUCAGACGUUGAUCUGCAGACUGACAUUGAUAAGUGAAGAGAGGGAUCAGCUCCUUGAGACAGUGGAGGGACUGAGAGAGGAGAAGAUCCAGCUCAGAACAGAAGUGGAGGAAACAAUGAAGAGUCAGAGCCAACCAGAGCUCAGGCUGGCUCAAGACAAGAUAGUAGUUCUACAGGAAGAGGUUGACCUGUUGAGGAAUGGAAACCAAGAUGCUGGCAAAUUUCAAGAACUUCAAAAUCAGAUUCAGAGGCUGUCUGAGGAGCUUGAGUUUGUCGUAACAGAGCGAGACCAUGUCCAAUCUGAGAUGGAGAAACUGAUGUGCCAAGUGACAUGUCUCAGUGAAGAGCGAAAUCAACUGCAGGACCAACUUGAGGUACUGGGACAGGAGACGAGCCAGCUCAGCGCAGAACUGGAGGCCAUUACAGGAACAUAUCAACUUGAGACAGAAGCUUUAACAGAGAAAUGUGUGUGUGUUGAAGCUGAUAAAAUUGUCCUACUUGCUGAGAAGAGCUCCACUGACGAAUUGGAGAAGCUAACUUGCAGAGUGCUGUCUCUCAGUGAGGAGCGAGCUAUGUUGCAAAAGACACUGGAGAUUCUCAGCCAGGAGAAAAAUGAGCUCGCAGCGAAGCUGGAGGAUGUGGCAGGAACAUAUAAAGCAGAGAAAAUGCAUUUACUUGAGAAGUUAGCACUAGCUGAAGCUGACAAAGAUGCUCUACUGGCUGAGAAGGAAAGUGGACGCCAGAGCUCGGCUGAGGAAUUGGAGGAGCUGACUUGCAAAGUGAAUUCUCUUAGUGAGGAACGAGCUCAAUUGCAGGAGACACUGGAGAUAUUCAAUCAGGAGAAAAAUGAGCUUGCAGUGAAGCUGGAGGAUGUGACAGGAACUUAUCAAGCAGAGAAAAUGCAUUUACUGGAGAAAUUUGAAUUAGCUGAAGCCGAGAAAGAUGUUCUACUGGCUGAGAAGGAAAGUAGGUGUCUGAGCUCUGCUGAGGAAUUGGAGAAGCUGACUUUCAAAGGGACUUCUCCCUUUGGGGAACGAGGUCAAUUGCAGGAGACAUUGGAGAUACUCAAUCAGGAGAAAAAUGAGCUCGCAACGAAGCUGGAGGAUGUGACAGGAACAUAUGAAGCAGAGAAAAUGCAUUUACUUGAGAAAUUAGCACUAGCUAAAGCUGAGAGAGAUGCUCUACUGGCUGAGAAGGAAAGUGGACGACAGAGCUCUGCUGAGGAAUUGGAGGAGCUGACUUGCAAAGUGAAUUCUCUCAGUGGGGAACGAGCUCAAUUGCAGGAGACACUGGAGAUACUCAAUCAGGAGAAAAAUGAGCUCGCAACGAAGCUGGAGGAUGUGACAGGAACAUAUGAAGCAGAGAAAAUGCAUUUACUUGAGAAAUUAGCACUAGCUAAAGCUGAGAGAGAUGCUCUACUGGCUGAGAAGGAAAGUGGACGACAGAGCUCUGCUGAGGAAUUGGAGGAGCUGACUUGCAAAGUGAAUUCUCUCAGUGGGGAACGAGCUCAAUUGCAGGAGACACUGGAGAUACUCAAUCAGGAGAAAAAUGAGCUUGCAGCGAAGCUCGAGGAUGUGACAGGAACUUAUCAAGCAGAGAAAAUGCAUUUACUAGAGAAAUUUGAAUUAGUUGAAGCCGAGAAAGAUGUUCUACUGGCUGAGAAGGAAAGUAGAUGUUUGAGCUCUGCUGAGGAAUUGGAGGAGCUGACUUUCAAAGGGAAUUCUCCCUUUGGGGAACGAGCUCAAUUGCAGGAGACAUUGAAGAUACUCAAUCAGGAGAAAAAUGAGCUUGCAGCAAAGCUGGAGGAUGUGACAGGAACAUAUGAAGCAGAGAAAAUGCAUUUACUUGAGAAAUUAGCACUAGCUGAAGCUGACAAAGAUGCUCUACUGGCUGAGAAGGAAAGUGGACGCCAGAGCUCUGCUGAGGAAUUGGAGGAGCUAACUUGCAAAGUGAAUUCUCUCAGUGAGGAACGAGCUCAAUUGCAGGAGACACUGCAGAUACUCAAUCAGGAGAAAAAUGAGCUUGCAGCGAAGCUGGAGGAUGUGACAGGAACUUAUCAAGCAGAGAAAAUGCAUUUACUGGAGAAAUUUGAAUUAGCUGAAGCUGAGAAAGAUGUUCUACUGGCUGAGAAGGAAAGUAGAUGUCUGAGCUCAGCUGAGGAAUUGGAGGAGCUGACUUGCAAAGUGUAUUCUCUCAGUGGGGAACGAGCUCAAUUGCAGGAGACAUUGGAGAUACUCAAUCAGGAGAAAAAUGAGCUUGCAGCGAAGCUGGAGGAUGUGACAGGAACUUAUCAAGCAGAGAAAAUGCAUUUACUUGAGAAAUUGGCACUAGCUGAAGCUGCGAAGGAAAAUAGAUGUCAGAACUCCGCUGAGGAAUUGCAGAAGCUGACUUGCAGUUUAAUGUCCCUCAGUGGGGAACGAGCUCAGUUGCAGGAGAUACUGGAAGAACUGGAACAUGACAAUAAACAGAUCAGAACAGAGUUGCAGGACAAGAUGAGCAUGAUCUCUGCAAUGCAAGAAAAGUUGAUCAAGCAGAAUAAUCUCAAUUUGCUGCAGGAGGCGGAGAAAAGAAAACUGGAGACCAGCCUUCAACAAGAGGUACAGCAGCUGGAGGAGCAGCUAAAAAUUUUAAAGGAAAAGCAAUUUGAGGUUCAAGCUGAGUCAAACGCGUCACAGCAGUUGCUCACUGAAGCAAAGGCAACCAUCUCUGAACUCAAUGAGAAGCUUAGAAGUUGUGACCAGAACAUGACCGAUUCCAAGGUGACAGCAUCAUCGAGGUUGCAUGAGUCAACUCUGCGACUUGAGGAGUUAUUUGGAAGAUUCCAGCAAUUUAUAGACUCAUGCAUCGAAGCUCACCACGCAGUCAAAGAGGAUAGCCUCAGGAUUGAAUAUUUCCUGAAUGACGAUGACGCCUUUCCUCAAGCCACAAAUGACGCCCACAAGAUGGUCUGCGGCCUGGGACACAAGAAUUUCACGACUCUCUUUAAUAUAAUUGAUGCCCUUCUGAAAAAGGCUAAGCUAUACAGGAUAGAUUUCCGGCAGUUAGUUGAAUACGACGUGUCCAGCUUUGAGGAGUGGCGCUUGCAGGAUGUGUUGCAAUGCAGAUCACAGGCACCCAGCUUUACUCUGAAAGACCUGGACUGUUGCUCAGGCCAGGGACACAGACUGAGUGAACUGGUCCAAAAAAGACAGUUCUACAUGCAGAAAAUGAACAGCAUUUUGGAGAACCUCUGGGAAGGCUUGGAUUCUUACCGCAAUGAACAUUCAGCAGAGGUCCAAGAAAGGGCCAGGUUCUUCAAGCAGGUGCAGGAUGAGUACAACAGGGGGCCAGUCGUCGUGAGUAGGCUCGACCGCCUCUUUCGCGUUGAGGGUGAUGGCAGAUCUGCAGUGUCACAACGCAGAACAAUGAUUUGUAAGAGCAUCCUUGAUGAAUGGAAAGUUCAGGAUCAGGAAUUGCAGCAGCUGAGUGCGCAGGCUCAACGCCAGUGGCGAGAAGAAAAAAACAAGCGCGUUACUCUGCAACAGAUACUGGAGGAACCUCCAGCAAGGUCAGAGCAGUCUUUGCUCGGCAACAACCAGCAACCUGGUCUACUCUCUCAAUCUGAGGAGAAAGUAAAAGCUAAGCAGCAAGAAGAGGACGAGCUGAAAGCCAACAGUUGCGUCUCUGACCACAUGAUGGUCCUUCAGCGACUGAAGACAGAACUGCUGUCGAGCCAGGCACAAGUUGAAGAGCUCAAUAACACUAUCAAAACUCUCAAUAAUCAGUUGCAAGAGUCUGAGAAACGUGCAUCACCUUGUUCUGCUGAGCUGCAGAAAGUCCAAACCCAACUGUUCAAGAUGCAAUUGGAGUUGAACGCUGCUUCUGAUAAGCAUCAACACGAGAUCCAGAAGAUGACCGUUGUUCUCAAUAUGAAGGAAGAGUCAGUGAGGAAGCUGAAGGAGAAACUAAGGACAUUGCAGCAGCAAGGGGAGGAGUCAUUCCUACAGGGUGAAGAGCUUCAUGACCGACUGCUAAAUCCUCGAAGUGUGGUGAGCAGGCAUGUUCUUCGUGAUAGCAAACUGGAGGAGGAAGUCAAACGGCUUCAAAUUCAAAUCGGUCAUCUUGAGAAUGUGAUUUCCAGUCAGCAGGCUGACCUUGCUAAAUGGAAGAACAGAGCGGUCAAGCUGAAGUCCAAAGCCAAAAGGGAUGUUCAGCCUUCCCCACCCCAUACGCCCACCAAACAGGGACUUUGUGCUUACCCCGACCCCUUGCUUCAGUCACCAAAGAAGUUCUUAGUUGGGCCCCAGAAGGUGCUCGAACCCCCCAUUACGCUGCUGGAUUCACCAAAAAUCCCACUGCUCGACUCUCCAAAAAGCAAAUUUUUCGACAUUGCUUCAAAUGCAGACCUACUCGCCAGAACCUAUCCCAGGCAGUUCUUCGAUAACUCCAGUCUUGGAACCACUGCAGAUGCCAACCCGGAUGAAAGCUGCUCUCAGCCUCCAAGGCCAGAUUGUAUAACGCAGUAAACUGGUGUGUUUACUUCAUGUUGCUGUUUUCAACUGUUGUUUUUUAAUCGGUGUUUUUUAAAAUUCAAUUAAAACACUUUUAUUAU